CCGCCUCGUCUCGAGAGAAGCUUUUUCCUUCUCGUUCUCUAUAAAUAAUUAUCCGCUCGAGCGAGCCGAUUUCAUCGGAAAUCGUUACGGAUCGACGGAAAUUUCGAGCACGAAAAAAAGAGCUUUCAAUCUCGCGAAUAUUCUCGCACCGAUCGAUAAUCCCAGACGCUGCAAAAGAAAGUCCCUCGUCCGUGCUCUAAUCACAAAAAUCCGUCCAUCAGCAGCUCACCGUAAUCGAUAUCGAUAUAGCACACGCGAGCGCGCGCGCCAACCCCCACCUCUCCUGAUUUUCCUGCCCCUCGCUCCCCACCGCUGGACGCGAGAAUGGGCCUGACGGUGGGGCCUUCUCGAAAGCGCGGGCAUCAUACGGUAUCAGUAGCUGCGUCGGACUCGUGCGAGCACCUCUUGUACACACGCGCUCUCGACCCGUCUCGAGUAUUCCCAUCUAUACCCUACACUCGCUUCUGUAUCAUUGCGAUCGUUCGGUCGAACUUGUGAGAGAGAGAGAAAGAGUUGCUCGGGGAAUCGGCGAGACUGGACCGGCGAAGAUGAAGAUCGCCACGACGCUGUUCCUCUUCGUGGUCGUCGGGUGCACGUGGCGAGAGGCACUGGGCACGUGCGUUUUGGAAUCGGACUUUGGUUUCACGUUAAACUGCGCCUUCAAAAAAUCGGGCCUCUUUCGGGUCCGUAAUCUCGGAGGCGUCAAGGGCUACGUUGGUCUCGGUUUUUCAAUCGGGGACGAGCUCGGCUUUCGAGAUUCUUUGACGAAUUUGGAGGUCAGCCGAAGACGCAGCGUACAGCAGAACAGCCGGAGCGGCCUUCCCGUCGUGCAUCCUAAUGUGCUGUCCAACCGGGAGGAUGCUCGUCAGGUCUUCCAACAGCAGCAGCAGCAAUCCCUGCAAGCGCAACGCAACCGCGUGGGAGUCCCGCCCUUCAAGCCAUUACCUCCAGGAGCCUCUAGACCCAUGGCUCAGCAGCCGGAGCGUCAGCGUCUGGUAGUCCAGCAGAAUUCGACGGCGAAUGCAGUGGCGAAUGCCCCUAGACCAGUCUACACAGCUCAGCAGCAGGACGACAUUCUGAAGCAACAGCAGCGGGCUCAACUCGAGUCCAAGAUCAUGCAGCAGCAGAAGCUCCAGCAGGAGAUGCUGGCAAUGCAGAUGCUCAAACAGCAGAGGCAGCAGCAACAGGAGGCUAUGAUGAAGCAACAGCAGCAGAUGGUGCAGUACCCGCAGCAAGCGCUGCAGCAGGCUACUCAGACCAGGAGAGUUCAGCAAGUCUCGUCGCCAGCCCGUCUGCCCAACAUCGUCGCGGCGAUUCCGCCAGCCGGAAGCAUCGUCAACGCGGACAAGCUCCUGAACAAGCCGGUGAUGGCCAUCGCAGCUCCCAACAGAGGUGUGCCGCCUUUCGUUGGUAUGCCGGCGUCGAUGGCCCAGCUCACCGAUAGGAUCAGCAACAGUCCCACCAUACUCGAGGAUUCCGUUAACGAGGUUUCCAAAGACGACUCCAACCAGUUACCACUUCCGAGCGAGGAGCAAGCCUCGUCGGUGAACCAAAUGACGCUGAUGAGUCUGCAACCGAUCACGGCAUCGGAGAACAUGCAGACGCAGACUCAGGAAAAACGCCAGUCUAUGCCCAACCUGCCGUCCCUGGCGCCGAUCCAAGGUAUGGAGACGUCGCUGAAAGCUCUCGCCGAAGCCAGCAACAUCACCCUCGAGGCUCUCGAGGCUGCCAUACACCUCAGGCAGCAACAGUUGCUGCAGAGGCAACAGGGACCCACUACUACCACGAGCACCACCACGAUGGCACCUGUGAAAAAACAAAACAGCAAUCCGGGGGUCACGAAGGUGAUGAACGCGCCGCGCGAGUACUAUCCCGUCGGCUACGACAAAAACUUCGACGACAACUUCGCCAGUCGAGUGGAUCUACCUGACACCACCUUCUACUGCGGUGACCAGAAGCACUUUCCCGGCCUCUACGCCGACGAGGAUCUCGGUUGCAUGGUCUUCCACGUCUGCGCUCUGACGGACGACGGUCUGAUAAUGAAGAGUUUCCUGUGCCCGGAAUCGACCCUCUUCGACCAGACGAUCCUCAAGUGCAACUGGUGGUUCUACGUCGACUGCAAGUCCUCCAAGAGCCUCUACGACAGCAACAUACCCAUCAGCAAGAGCUACCAGCUCAUGAAAGCUCUGGCCUUCUUCUCCGCCUACAAGAGCCACGACAACUCCACGCAGCAUGCUCGAUCAGACGACGAGUCGUCCUAGACACCCUAUGACCCCACAUCUUGUUGUUAUUUCUAUUUUUAUGACUUCUUUUUUUCCUUCUUAUUUUGUUGCAAAGAAAGAGAGACGACGGGUGAUUCUUGAUAGUUUCCUCGGUGAAUCGAGGACACACAUACGGUGGUUGCAUGUGUAGCUUGGUUACGACAUAAGUAGCGAAGACAAUUAAUGAAAUAUCGCGACGGGUGGAUUCUCAUUGCACGUCCUGAGAAUCCAGCCGUCCGGUGCUUAUCCUUAAUCGACGCGUAAAUGAGGCCUCGGCUCAGGCACUCGGGGUCGAAGUAUUAUUUAUUUUACCUACUACGUUUAAUCGAUCGACUUUCGCCCUACUUACGAACGGUAGGCGCGACUGAUAGAUGCGCGCGGAGCGCGGGAUUUUCGUUCGGGGAUCCCCCUGUAGAGGGGACUUUUAUUUAUAAUUGACGUAAUCAAAACGCUCUUUGUUUAUGUAUAAGUGUGCAUUGUACAUGAUUACGAAUAGUCGUCAGAUAGGUGACGAGCGACGUUACGUGAGGUUGAAACGUUACGCAUCACGCUUAGGGCCUUGCCUUUAACGUUAAGCAUUGUGUAUAUAAUUUAUUUACUUUUUAAUAAACUUUUUUUUGAUUUAUUAAA
Nasonia vitripennis (jewel wasp) is the source of this 2891-nucleotide messenger RNA. RefSeq names its product mediator of RNA polymerase II transcription subunit 15 (gene mtg). Lineage: Eukaryota; Metazoa; Arthropoda; Insecta; Hymenoptera; Pteromalidae. Gene Ontology annotation, molecular function: chitin binding. The coding region runs from base 549 to 2261 and encodes 570 amino acids. Gene Ontology annotation, cellular component: extracellular region. The transcript is spliced from 8 exons. The record is from RefSeq and is a predicted model, not a curated record.